AGCUUAGACUCGUACAGUACAGAGAGAGGUACAGAGCUUAGAGUUGAAGAGAUCAAAAAAUCAAUGGCGUCAAGUGGAGCUGCCGUGCCAUUCUGGAGAGCUGCAGGGAUGACAUACAUAAGCUAUUCAAACAUAUGUGCCAGCAUGGUGAGGAACUGUCUCAAAGAGCCUCACAAAACUGAAUCCAUUUCUCGCGAGAAGGUUCAUUACUCCGUUUCCAAAUGGGUCGAUGGCAAGCCUCAAAAGCCCACUGUGCGCUCAGAUGACCCUGAUGCAUGAGGCUAAAGGUUGCUCCACAGCAUACUUAAGUUUAUUUUAACCUCCUGCAAAUCUCUUAUAUGCUCCUCAAUUUUACUGGAUUUGAUAUCUUUGUAAUGCAUUUGCACCUUUAGACGAUGUUCGUCUGUCUGGCUACUGAUUAGCGGUAGAGCUAUUAUUUUGAAUAAACAGUACUGCUACUUUGUUUUUUGGCCGAUAAAAGAAAUCUUUGAGGGCA
This is a messenger RNA of Daucus carota subsp. sativus, 496 nucleotides long. Its product is annotated as ATP synthase subunit epsilon, mitochondrial. Gene Ontology annotation, molecular function: proton-transporting ATP synthase activity, rotational mechanism. NCBI's taxonomy places the organism in Eukaryota, Viridiplantae, Streptophyta, Magnoliopsida, Apiales, Apiaceae. The coding region runs from base 64 to 279 and encodes 71 amino acids. The transcript has 2 exons. Gene Ontology annotation, biological process: proton motive force-driven mitochondrial ATP synthesis. The record is from RefSeq and is a predicted model, not a curated record. Gene Ontology annotation, cellular component: mitochondrial inner membrane.